This is a messenger RNA of Colletotrichum truncatum, 750 nucleotides long. RefSeq lists its product as uncharacterized. The record is from RefSeq and is a predicted model, not a curated record. Lineage: Eukaryota; Fungi; Ascomycota; Sordariomycetes; Glomerellales; Glomerellaceae.
AUGUGCCGUGAAUUUCAGCAGCUCGUUGUCUGUUGCUCUGAGCACUGCCCUGAAAGCAAUUACGGCGUCCGUCUGCCACUCCUCCGCCUCAAGCUCAAGCCAAAGCCCUUCUACGUUCUAUGCGAGAAGGCCCACGAGCUCGGCUAUCGUCCAAACGCCAACUGCAUGGGAACUCUUGUUGCCAACUACAACCCGGAAUGGUGUCCCGAGUUCCGCGGCGCCGGCCAUUUCCAGGAGGAAAUGGUUCUCUCGGCGGUUGCGUCCCGCAACAUGAUGCAGACACUGGCCAACGUCCUGGUCUUUUGUGGCACUUGUCUGGGAUUCGGCCACGCCGAGGCUCUAUCCUUGGAAAACGGUCGUCCCCAUGCUCGGCUCAACUCUGGACCUGGCCAGAUGCACGAUCCCGCCAUUUUGGCGCAGGGCAGCUGCCAGCGAAUGGAAGGUGAGUGGACCUGUUGCGCCUCUGGAGAAUGCGGCGAGGAAGGUAUGUGCGAGUUUCGCGCUGCUGCUAUCCUUGCUUCGACUACGGGACGUGAGCUUGCUCGGGAGGAAGCCCAAGCUGUUGCCACUGCUGCCGCCGCUCUCAUUGAAAUGAGCUGUCAGCACCAGAACGAACCCCAGACUGCUGUCGCUGUUGAUGAUGAUGAUCAGGCUACUGGUGUUGAUGAUGUGAUUGUCGUUAGCGGCUACUGUCCUCGUGGUUGCAAGAAGUGCAACUUUGGGCGGAACUCGCACCUUCGUAUCGACUAG